Molecule: messenger RNA, 2531 nt
Organism: Topomyia yanbarensis
Lineage: Eukaryota; Metazoa; Arthropoda; Insecta; Diptera; Culicidae
Product: transcriptional repressor CTCF-like
Exons: 5
Coding region: 229-2166 (645 amino acids)
Biological process (GO): regulation of transcription by RNA polymerase II
Molecular function (GO): DNA-binding transcription factor activity; RNA polymerase II cis-regulatory region sequence-specific DNA binding
Source: RefSeq, a predicted model, not a curated record
UUCUCGUUUCCACCAUCAUCGUCUCUAUCUCUUUCUGUCUCACACACUGUAUUAUUAUGUAUAGCUUGUAGUUUGCGAUUCUGACCACAGCGCAGCAGUUUCGGUCGAACCGUGCUAGGUGAAACUAACGCCCUCAAGGAGCAAACGGAAAAAGUGAAGUGCGCUGCUGAUGAACACUUUUUAGCUAGGCUAGUGAAACAAGAGCUUCAAUUUUCCUAAUUUAUUGAAAUGGAUGUCAAGGUGAAAACAGAAGGGACCGAAAUCCAGUCGUAUCUGGAAUCGUUCAACAAAGAGAUCGACGAAGGCGAAAAAGACGGAAAUCCAGUAGAAGAGGACGAUGAACAAGAAGACGAUGAUGAGGAUGGCGGGUGCUACUUUGUGGAUCAGAGUGGUAAUUACUAUUACCAGGCAAGUAAGGACUCGGAACCGGUUCUCACGACGGCGCCACCCGAUGCAGAAAUAGAAGAAGAAGAAGAGGACGCAACUACGGUUACAAUAGAAUCUACCAAAGUAGAGCCCAAAACAGAGGAUGUAAGUUAUGUUCUUAUCAUGCAACCAACCGAUGGUAAGGAUGAAGAUGAAACAGGCGCUGUGGAUGAAGAGGAAAAUGUGUAUGAUUUCGAUGAUGCAGAGUUUGGUACAGCAGAACAGAAACCUAAUGUCAGCAAAGGUAAAACCCAAAGUUCCAAAGGUGUGACGCACAUGUGCAACUAUUGUAAUUAUACGACUAACAAGCGUUUUCUGUUGGCACGUCACAUGAAAUCUCAUUCGGAGGAUCGUCCUCACAAAUGUUCAGUUUGCGAGCGUGGCUUCAAAACACUUGCUUCACUGCAAAACCAUGUCAAUACACACACUGGCACGAAACCGCACCACUGUAAGCAUUGCGAAAGCAGUUUCACUACUUCCGGUGAGCUGGUACGCCAUGUGCGUUAUCGUCAUACUCACGAGAAACCACAUAAAUGUCCCGAAUGUGACUACGCAAGCGUUGAGUUGAGCAAACUAAAGCGUCAUAUUCGAUGCCAUACGGGCGAGCGUCCGUACCAGUGUCCUCAUUGCACCUAUGCUUCACCGGAUACGUUUAAACUGAAGCGGCAUCUACGUAUUCACACCGGGGAGAAACCGUACGAGUGUGAUGUUUGUCAUGCUCGGUUCACUCAAUCGAACUCGUUAAAAGCCCACAAGAUGAUCCAUCAAGUUGGCGACAAACCGGUAUAUCAUUGCGAACUAUGUCCAACAACGUGCGGUCGUAAAACGGAUCUGCGCAUCCAUGUGCAGAAGCUUCACACUCCACUUGACAAACCGAUGCGUUGUCGGCGCUGCAACAACGUCUACCAAGAUCGCUAUUCGUAUAAAAUGCACACCAAAACUCACGAAGGCGAAAAAUGCUAUAAGUGUGAUCUUUGCCCAUACGCUUCGAUUUCAGCACGACACCUCGAGUCGCAUUUGCUAGUUCAUACGGACCAAAAACCGUUCCAGUGUGAGAUGUGUGAGCAGUCGUUCCGACAGAAGCAGCUGCUUAGGCGCCAUGUCAACUUGUACCACAAUCCGGAUUACAUCAUUCCGGCACCGAAGGCUAAAACCCACAAGUGUCCGACAUGUCCACGAUCUUUCCGCCAUAAAGGUAAUUUGAUUCGGCACAUGGCUAUGCACGAUCCGGAUUCGUUGGCCCGAGAGGAACAGCAAGCGCUUAAAGAAGGUCGCCAGAAGCGGGUACGUAUACGUCUUGAGCAAGGUGAUGAAGGCGAGGAAACUGACGAGAAUGAUCAGGAUAUGAUGACCGUCGAGGGUGAUGACGGGCAGUACGUAGUUCUAGAGGUCAUACAGCUGCAGGAUGAUGAGGAACAGAAACCUACGACAAAAAAGAGCAAAACGGCAAAGAAUGUGGUAAAAGAGGAGGAAGAAGAGGAAGAAACGGAAGAAGAAACAGAGGAAAGUGAGCAGGAAAUGGAUUUGCCAGAAAACAACGAAGAGUUUAUUUUUAGCGAAACCGACGUGCUGAUGUCCUCUUUGCCACCACCAGCGAAGAAGGCAAGGUACACCGCUCUUAACAGUACCACUGCUAGCCGAGGGGUUGCCAUCGAAAAAGAUAUGUCGAACUGUUUUGGAUUUGAUGAAGAAGAAGAUGACAGCUCAGACGGCAAAGCAACAAUCACCAUAUUAAGCUAAGCAUUAACGAUUAACAUCAACCUAACUGGCAUGUUUUAGUUUUUCAAGUCGCAACCACGAGUAAAUUGAAAGUGGCAUGAACGACAAUAGCACGAAUGAGUAUAAGUUAACAUUUGUGCCAUUGUUGAAAAACAAUCUGGACAGAAGAAUAGUACGGUAUAAUAAUUACUCCGGGCUUACAUAUGUCCGAUCAUACUUAAAAAAUAUCGAAAAGGAGCAUUCAUUGUAGAUAGAGUUGCUAGAAAUUUUACACAAUGUGUGUAUAGCAUUCGACGUAUGUUUAUAAAAAUUUAGUUGAUCUAGUCUUAAAUUAUCAUUUUAAGCUGUUGUAAAGUGUUCACAAUAAAGUGGAUGAUCUGAAUUAA